AUGCGUUUCGCUACUGUUGUUCUGUCCGUCGCUCUGGCCGCCGUCUCGGUUCACGCCCAGAAUGCCACUACCGUUCCCGCUGUUUCCAGCAGCGUGGCCUUGAGCCCAGCUCAAUCGUCUCAAGCAACCUGCUUGUCUUCCUGCGCUGCUACCGAUCCUGCAUGCCGAGCCAAGUGUAUUGUCAUCCCAGAGGGAGACUAUGCCCAGCAGAACCGAACCAUCGACUGCAUUUCUGAGUGCCCCAAGGGCAACGGCACUGCAACCGAUGACAAGAACUUCCUCAACUGCCAAAAGGGAUGUCUUGCCUCGGCCACCAUCACACCAUCUUCUACACCCGCCGCAACCGGAACUGGAAAGUCUGGAGCUGGAAAUACAUCUGGUGGCGCCAAGCCAACUGGCACUGCUACCGAUGGUUCCGAAGUAUCCGCCAGUGGCUCUGGAUCCUCUCCAGCUGCGACAAGCUCGAAGUCUGCCGCUGACAAUGUCCACCUCGGAAUCUCCGUCGCAGGAGUUGUCGGCCUAUUCGCGGCUGUCUUUGCGUUGUAG
This is a messenger RNA of Venustampulla echinocandica, 546 nucleotides long. RefSeq lists its product as uncharacterized. The record is from RefSeq and is a predicted model, not a curated record. The transcript has 3 exons. The coding region runs from base 1 to 546 and encodes 181 amino acids. Lineage: Eukaryota; Fungi; Ascomycota; Leotiomycetes; Helotiales; Pleuroascaceae.